Molecule: messenger RNA, 1404 nt
Organism: Candidozyma auris
Lineage: Eukaryota; Fungi; Ascomycota; Pichiomycetes; Serinales; Metschnikowiaceae
Gene: EHD3
Product: mitochondrial 37S ribosomal protein mS47
Exons: 1
Coding region: 1-1404 (467 amino acids)
Biological process (GO): L-valine catabolic process
Cellular component (GO): mitochondrion
Molecular function (GO): 3-hydroxyisobutyryl-CoA hydrolase activity
Source: RefSeq, a predicted model, not a curated record
AUGGCUUCCACUGGCUACGCCGCCGACGACGUCUUAUUCCACAAUGAGAACUUGGCCAGGGUGAUCUCGUUGAACAGAGUCAAGAAGUUGAAUUCCUUGGACACCUUCAUGGUGACGAAAAUUGGGCCUCGCCUCCAAGAGUACGCCAAGCUGGAACUGGCUUCCAUGGUGAUUUUAACCUCAAAGUCGCCAAAGGCCUUGUGUGCUGGUGGCGAUGUCGCCCUGUGUGCGCUGGAGAUCCUCAAGGGGAACCCUGGCUACGCCUCCAACUUCUUCCAGGAGGAAUACAAUGUCAAUUACUUGAUUGCCACCUACCUGAAACCAUAUGUGUCCUUGAUGGACGGCAUCACCAUGGGCGGUGGUGUGGGUUUGUCUGUGCACGCUCCUUUCCGUAUCGCUACUGAAAAGACCAAAUUGGCCAUGCCCGAGAUGGACAUUGGCUUUUUCCCAGAUGUGGGUACCACCUUCUUCUUGCCUCGCUUGGAUGACAAGUUGGGCUACUACUACGCCUUGACCGGUGAGGUUUUGAGCGGCUUGGACGCCUACCAGGCCGGUUUUGCUACCCACUUUGUUCCCUCGGAGAGAAUCCCCCAGUUGGUGCAACGCUUGUCGAACUUGAAGCCUCCUGUGAUCAACAAUACCAGAACUGAAGGUACUCUCUUGAAAGACCAGAAGGACUUCUUCAUUCAGGUCAACAUGGCCAUUGAGGAGUUCACCGAAAACAAGUUGCCUGACAACUACAAGUUUCAUUUGAACGAGGACCAGAUCGCCUUGAUCAACAAGGCCUUUUCUGCGCCUACCUUCGAUGACGCUUUGCAAGUCUUCUUGUACUCCAACACAGAAUUCGGCAAGAGAACCUACGAUCGUUUGUCUGCCAAGUCCCCCACUUCCACUCACAUUGCCUUUGACUUGUUGAACAAGGGCGCCAAGAACACCAUUCGUGCCCAGUUAGAGUUGGAGAUGAUUUCUGCCACCAACAUGGUCAACCACAAGGUCGAGGAGAAUGACUUUGUCAAAGGUGUCAAGCACAAGCUCAUUGACAAGAUCAAGGAGCCAUUCUUCCCUGAGUGGAGCCCCUUUGACAUCGAUAGAGUUAGAAAAUUCCAGGAACCUUCCAUCCACACUGCCAAGCUCGAGACUCCUCUUUUGAAAAGAUUCUUCGGCAUCGACUUCCACCAGUACCCAUUCAACUUUGGCUUGCCAACAAACCAGGAGAUUGAAAACUACAUCACCGGACAGGACGGCUCCAACAGAAAGUACUUGCCCACACCAAAGGAAGUUGUGAGACACUUCAACGAAGUCACUAACAACAAGUUGGGUGUCGAGGAGAAGGUGCAAAGAGCGUUGGCCUUGCACGGAGAAGCAUCCAAGUACGACAACAAGUAUGUUUCUUGGAAGGCGUAG